Cynoglossus semilaevis (tongue sole) is the source of this 8545-nucleotide messenger RNA. It is a transcript of the gene lingo3b, whose product is annotated as leucine rich repeat and Ig domain containing 3b. Gene Ontology annotation, cellular component: plasma membrane. The transcript has 5 exons. NCBI's taxonomy places the organism in Eukaryota, Metazoa, Chordata, Actinopteri, Pleuronectiformes, Cynoglossidae. Bases 1138 to 3006 code for a protein of 622 amino acids. The record is from RefSeq and is a predicted model, not a curated record. Gene Ontology annotation, molecular function: protein binding.
GAGAGUGAUAGGUUAACAAGAGAGGACAAAAAACUUUUUUUUUUUUUUGCGCGGGGCUGCACAGAAAACAAAGUUAUUAGCCGUCAUGUCAAGGCCGACUCAGGUGCAGGGAGAGCAGUAAAUAAGCCGUGCUAUCUGAGGCCACGGGCUGAGCAGCGGUGCCGUCGGUUUAUUAUGGUGAAAACACUGAUAAAAUGUUUCCGUCUGACCCCCCCGGCGUCCACAGCGUCCCUGAGUCAAACGCCACUUAGUGACAAUGUCACAGAGUACAACGUCAUAUAUGACUUUGUUGAUUCAUUAACAGCAGCAGAAGGAACAGGUUUAUCUUCAGCCUGAAGUCCUCUCUGAACUGCAUCAAUGUCAUGACACUGAGGAGGUCACAUGAUCAGGCCCUGCACCUGUGGAAGGAGCCAUGUGCUUCACACUGCUGCAACAGGAAGUGAGUGAAACGCCUCAACUAACAGAUAUAUUCCUCCAUCCCUGUUUAGAGACGCUCCCUUAGCAGCAUGCCCGCAGCUAGCUGAAAUAUCCAAACGGAGCAGCAUCACAGAGGGGAGAGGGGGUGAGAGAGAGAGAGAGAGAGAGGCUGAGAGUGAGGGAGAGGAAAACGGCACGCUCCAUCAUCCCACAUCUACACUGGGGGAGAAGCAGGCAGCUUUGACUGGCUGAGGAGCACAGUCCUGAGGAGCGGGAAAAUCCAGAUUCCCUUUCUCCUCUCGCCCCGUGCUUUGAGCUUCUUUUGUUUGUUUUUUUUUUAGGAAAAAAGGGGGGGUGGCGUAACUAACAAGUGUUUACAGAGAAGCAAGCCCACUGGAUCCAGGGUGAAGAAGGAGCGAGAGGAGGAGGAGGAGAGAGGAGGAGGGGGACGAGGAGGAGGAGGGGGACGAGUGGCAGAUUUUGUACAGCUGCUGAUGCCCGAGUCUGACAGACUGAGGGGGAACCUGAGGAGUGGAGAGCUGGCACGUGUAGAGCUGUGUCUGCAAGUUCUGGACAGAGAGAGGAGACGAGAAUAGACCCACACACACACACACACACACAGCUGGACAGAUGAGGGGGCAUCAAGGACCACGCUUCAGUCCUGGGUGUGUGGUGUACUGACCCUGCCUGCCACAGGGGAGGAGUCAGAGGACCAGGGUCAUGAGUGGCUCUCCUGGCCCUGGUGGGUGUGCCUUAGUGCCAUGGAAAAAGAUGUGGCGGUGGAUCCUGGCGUCUGCCCUGGUCGCUAUGGUCACCCUGAUGCUACCUGGAAGUGGGCAGGCCUGUCCGCCACGGUGCGAGUGCUCAGCUCAGCUGAGGUCGGUGUCGUGCCAGCGGAGGCGGCUCACCAACAUCCCAGAGGGCAUUCCUACAGAGACACAGCUCCUGGACCUCAGCAAGAACAAGCUGCGCUGGGUUCAGGCUGGUGACCUGGCCCCUUACCCACGUCUGGAGGAAGUAGACCUCAGUGAGAACCUCAUCUCCACCUUAGAGCCCAACGCCUUCGCCUCCCUUCCAAGUCUCAAAGUGCUAAAGCUAAGGGGAAACCAGCUGAAGUUGGUUCCUAUAGGGGCCUUCGCCAAGCUGGGCAAUCUGACCAGUCUGGACCUGAGUGGGAACAAGUUGGUGAUUUUAUUAGACUACACUUUCCAGGAUCUGAGGAGCCUGAAACAUCUGGAGGUGGGAGACAACGAGCUGGUAUACAUAUCCCACAAGGCAUUCACAGGACUGCUGGGACUGGAGGACCUCAAAAUAGCCCACUGCAACCUGACAUCCAUCUCCGGUCAGACACUGUCCUACCUGCGCAGCCUGGUCACUCUUCGCCUCCAUCACCUCAGCAUCACUGCCCUGGAGGACCAGAAUUUCAGAAAGCUCUCCAACCUGCGCGGUCUGGACAUUGAUCACUGGCCGUACCUAGAAUACAUCUCCCCGCUGAGUUUCCAAGGCUUGGACCUCCGCUGGCUGUCCAUCACCAACACCAACAUCACCUCUGUCCCAUCAGCUUCCUUUAAGAACCUGCUCCACCUCACUCACCUCAACCUGUCCUACAACCCCAUCACCACACUGGAGCCCUGGGCCUUCAGAGACCUGCUGAGGCUGAAGGAGCUCAUCAUGGUCAGCACAGGCCUGAAGACGGUGGAGCCUCAUGCCCUGGGAGGCCUUCGACAAAUCCGGGUCCUGAACUUCUCCCACAAUGCCUUGCAGACUCUGGAGGAGGGUUCCUUCCACUCUGUCAACAGUCUGGAGACGCUCAGAGUGGACGAGAACCCUCUGGUGUGCGACUGCCGUCUGUUGUGGAUCCUGCAGAGACGCAAGACCCUCAACUUUGACGGCAGGGUACCGGUGUGUGCAGGGCCGGUGGAGGUGCAGGGGGUCAGCCUCAGCACCUUCACCGACUCUGCACUCUUCGACCACUUUACGUGCCAGAAGCCCAAAAUACGCAACCGAAAGCUGCAACAGGUAAUCGCUCGUGAAGGCCAGCAAGUGAGUUUUCUGUGUCGAGCUGAAGGAGAACCCACGCCUGCUAUUGUCUGGAUUUCCCCACAGCGCAGACGGAUCACCACAAAGACUGCAGGACGGAUUACCGUCCUCCCAAGUGGAACCCUGGAGAUUCGCUACGCCCAGCUUACUGACACUGGAACGUACAUCUGCAUCGCCAGCAACGCCGGAGGCAACGACACGUACUUCGCCACACUCACCGUACGUGGUCAGCCGCUGGACGCCGCGUCGGCCUUCUUCCUCAACCGCUCGCUGUACAGCAGCGAAUUCCUGAACGACACCAAUCUGAACAGCACUCGCGUUUUUCUCAAGUUCACCUUGGACCUCACCACCAUCUUGGUUUCCACGGCGAUGGGCUGCAUCACUUUCCUCGGAGUGGUUCUCUUCUGUUUCCUGCUGUUGUUCGUGUGGAGCCGGGGACGCGGCCAACGCAGGAACAACUUCACAGUGGAGUACUCUUUCAGGAAAUCUGAGCCUGCCACCGGAGGCACCUCAGGAGGGACCAGAAAGUUUAACAUGAAAAUGAUAUGAAACAACGCAGCCAGAGGUCCCUCGGGGGAGGCAUGAGCACGUCCCAAAAACGUGUCUGACUCACGCAAACUCACACAGCUGAUGACAGUCCUGCAGCCAUAGACGGCGUUGGCUUCAUUUAGCUUAAGAUCAAAUAUGAAUGAUAUUUGGCGUUAAAAAAAAAGAAUAUUGGGUAUUUUGAACCUCAAUUUAAUUCAGAAGUAAAAUCUACAGUAAGUCUAAUAAACUUAAAUGUUUAUCAGAGAUUGCGAUACUAUCAAAGUGAAGGAUUUGGAACCUUUCUUUGCUGGAUUCUGAUGAGCUGUGUGAGUUUGGGACGAGCGCACUGGCCGCGAGCUGCCGUGUCUGCCUCAGUCCUGGAGGGUUAACCUCUGGUGCCGGGGCAGCCACAGCACACGGUAAGAUCAACACAGUAGAGGACGAAAGAGGGGUGAGGGUCUGGUGGCUGCAUGGGAGUUGCUCGGUAUGAGGGGAGGUGAUUGGGGACAGGACACGAGCGAGCAGCCAGCCAGCCUGAUCCCUGACCUCUGCUGUGUUGAUCAGCAUCUGACCUUCACAGUGCUGCCUGGGGGGAGCAGCGUGAAGAGUCGGUUCAUGUCAGGGGCAGAGAGAAAACAUACAGUAACACUAGGGUGUUCAGAUCCACACACACACACACACACACAUUCAUCCUGCUGGUGUGAACCAUACAUGACAACACACACACACGCAGGGCGUAUUUUCUCAGGAGAAGUGGGAAAAAAACUAGCCAGCAGGAGCAGCAGCGACGUUCGAGCCAUACUGUGUGACGAGCAUGAAGCCAGAAUCAAUUCUGCCAGAGAAUUGAUGUUGAGUGAUGAAGAAACAAAAGCCAUAGAGAAUCUGUUGGUUUUCUUUCCUUGUAUAAAAGUCAGUGUGCAUGAUUUUAUGAUAUUCUAGUUGUUAUUACCACUGCCAUCGUACAAGCUGUGAUAAUGACAAGACCAUCUGCUGUAAGAAACCUGUAUAUAGUUAAACCUGCUCGCACACACACACACACACACACACACACUCCUAACUCGCUCUACGCCGACAUCAAGGUUGAAGGAACAGCAAUCGUCCGUCGCACACGCACAUUAACAUACAAAUUGACAGACGCACCACUAGUGAAGCUGCUUGAUCUUAUUCUCUCUGUCCCUGAGACGGUCGGUGCGCAAAUGUCUCUGCCUCCCCUAACCCAGUGCAUCCCCCCUCCUCACCCCUAAACCUUUCACACACCCCCACUGGGUCCUCCUUUGGGAGGGGUCCCUGGCUGGAGACCAAGGAAUUAAAAUGUAAAUGAAGUCGUGUUAACCCUACCCACACCAUGUGUAUCGUAUAGUGGAGAGUAGUACUGUGAUUUCAAAAACGUCUUGGAAAAAAAAAAAAAGACAAAGAGACAAACUAACUUUGUGUUCUUUUGUUCCCUGUCUGUUCUCAUGUUUGUUUUCUUCAGUUGUUGUUUGCCGUGACCUUCUAGCCGUCUCCCUGUUUUAGAACUCCCUGUCCAAUGUGUGGGACUGUUCUGUUCUCAAGACUGAGUAAUCUUAUUUCAAAAUUGAAAAGCUGCAGAAAACAGUGUUUGCUCACAUAUUUUAACUCCUGAAACCAGACAAAACUAUAUCUGAAUAAAGAAAAUAUUUCAGUUGCAGGAGUUAGCAUAUAGGCAUCAUUUAAACUUUGUUAAUUUCCCAUUAAUCCCAAGUGUAAAUACUAGCUUUAAUCCUGUUUUAGCGUCAUUAGCUCUGGCUUCAGUGUCAAUGUCAAAGUGAGUUCCAGUAACAGUUCUCACUCCUCUAUUACAUUAAUAUUCAACAUUUCCAGCAAACUACUAUUACCUUCUCUUUCCACAGGUCAGACCACAUAGUCAUUUUGGCUGAAAUAAACCUGGAACCUUCUGCACGGCAGCUUGGAAACCCUGCACCGUACACCAUACAUUAGAGGAAACAAAAGUUGAAUAAAACAUGAUCGGUGCUCAUUAGCAUCAGUAAGUACUUUGCUGUUAUGCAGAUGUUGGAUUUAUUACUACGGUAAAAGUAGAGGUAUUCAGGAGUACUUCCAAUAAUCGUGGAGCACUGAAAACACAAUGCAUAAAUCUGUGUGGCUAAACAACCAAGAAGAUGAAUGCUGGAUGCCUCUGUCUAAAAGUUUUCUCAGAAAACAAGUUUUUAAUUUUUUUAAUUUUUAUUUUUUUUGCAUUGUAUUGAAAUAUUGUGAGCAAUUAUUCUACUUUUUUUACCCCUUUUAAUCAGUCAUGCAGCGGCUGAGGCUCUCAGAACUUGCAAAAAUAAAUUCCACAUAUGUAUUUUUGGCCCUUUGGACAAAUGGUUGAACUCUCGACUUCUGUGUCAGGGUGAAUAAGUGAGCAGUUUUUAAAGAUUCAUCAGGCCAAAUGAGAACAGAUGAAUACAUUUGUCUGGUUUUACAUCAGCGUCAGCAGUUAGUGUCCAGGAGCUUCACUCAGUGUUGAGAACAAGACGCUGUCCUCCUGGACGUUUCCUCUCCCUGAUCUGUCCCUUCUGUGUUUCCAUCUCCUGUUAUUUCUCAGUGGAGAUUAGAUUUAGCAGACAGUGGGAAUGUGCAUCGUGAUUGCUGGUGGUGUUUGUUGUGUAAACAUCAAUCACACAUGUAAGCGUUGAUGAGGGUGUGCUUCAUUUUAUGAUCUUCUUACUUCCUCCUCCUCCCUGUCUCCUCGACCUGUCCGUCCCUGUUGUCCCCGUUCACAGUAUUAGGCUGGUGGAGUUAUGGUGGUGUGGUAGUAGACACGUGUUCUGUGUGGUCAGUGUUCUAGUUACGCUGUGUUGCUGCCUGUCGUGCCGUCGAACACGAAAGCAGUGAAUGGAUUAGCGGAUUUAAAAGAUGAAAGGGGCGACCCAGGAUCCUCAAAAAUAAAAAGAACAAAAAAAAAGUAUUCCCAUUUCACAUCCUGCCCAUUUUAAAAAAACCCAACUGGACCUUUCCUUCUCUACUGAGAGAAUCUACGGGACACUUCUCUGGAUAUGUAUGUAUGUAAUUAACCUGCAGUCACACCUCAACUGUCAACUGUUGGUGUGGUCGAGCUUUUGGUUUCUGUUUUGCUUCAAAACAGUGGCCCUUUCAUUGAAAAACAACAUUUUUUGGAGGUUUGCAUUCAAGCAUGUUUAUCUUCUGUAUUCCUGAGAGUUGAGAAACGUGUUUCAUGUUUAUACUGAACAAAUGAUGUCCGUGUUUCACAGGUGUUCAGCAGAAAUCAUCGCCUCACCGGUGCCGAAGUGAUGACCGGGAAAACUGACUCUGAUUCAUCUCUCUGCUGUGGUUCUUCACAAAGUAGGGCUGAGCAAUCCCCAAAAUCCCUCCUGCAGUUCGUCCUUGCCUUAGGUUGGUGGUGGAAGGGGGGGCGGUUAAGACGCCCCAAUUACAGCAGCAGCAGGAGGGCUUCAGGGAUACCUUUAAGUCGGCAAGUUUUCAAUAACUCUUCCUUCAACUACAAUAAUCAAUACAGCUAUCUAUCUUUAACAUAUUUUAGCUGAUUUAACAGUCGACUACUACCAGUAAAAAAAACAAAAUAGGUGCAAACAUCAAAUUAACUCAAAUUCCAAGUUGACACUGGUGACGAUUGUCCUUCGAUUGGACUUUGUCAUUCUCCCAUUUGUACAUCUUCACUCCUUCCUUUGAGUUUAAUUGGCAGUUUGCAUCGUCUUUAUUGCAUUACUGCCCCCUACUGGACAAAUAUCGUGACCACCUGUUAGGAAAAGGAGGGAGGUGGAGAAUUCAGACAGAACUGAUGUUCUAAAGUCAGCUGUACUUUACCUUUGUGACCAGUGGCUCCCUCCUCUGGAACACCUUUAUGAUUGUGUUCUCUGUCUUCAGUCUGUUGUCAUCUCCAGCUCUAUAUGAGAUCCUAAUGAGCCCAUCUCUGACUCCAUCUCAUCCAGCUGCUGCUUUGAUUUGAUUAGACUUUAGAUGAAUUACCCGAGCUUAAAGGAGCAGUAAUGGGAAGGGGGAGACGUGAGCUCGGGCAGACUGGGUGAUUACUUGGUAUAUUAGGUUCAUUUCCAUAACAGAUGUCUCAGAUCAGAUGACCUGAAUCCACCCUGACGUUUAACCUUUAAUGACCUUUAUGACCUGAGGUGGUUCACAUCAACUGUUCCUGAGGUUCUGAGGCAGAACACCUCUGUAGGAUUCUCCAAGCACCUUGAAAAUAUAACGGUUCCAUCUUAACCUUGACCAGUUUAAAUCAGGACCCCCACCUCCCUUUGUGCGUGACAUCACUGACGCCUAGUGGUCAAAAGCGUAAACGGUAAACAGCAUUCCAAUGCUCUUCAACUACCAGUUAUAUACAGUAUCGUUGGUUGUUCAAAGGAUAAACAGCUGUGGGUCAUGUAAUAUAGCACUAAAGUUAACUGAUUGACUGUUACAUUUAUAGCUCAGUGCUGAUUUUCUCUGCUGUCAUCUCUGGAACGAUGCUUUGCUUCCCCUUGUGAGAAAAGAUUUUACUGCAACAGGCCUCACUUUUUUUUUUCAAAUUAUCCUGGCCUGAGUCCUUUGAAAGUAUUCAAAUGAAGAUUCCUUGUGUUUAUUCUGAGAUGACUGAACUCCUCCACAUAUCUAUCCGUACGUAGAGGAUGUGUUCAGGCGUGUGGGCUGUAGAUAAAGUGAUUGAUAUUCCAAGCAGCGUGAUGGGACUGAUCAAUGCUGUCUGUAUGGGGGAACGGAUUAUUAAUGGCAUUCUUCCAUUGAUCUAUCCUGAUCCCUGUCACUGUCCCAGAAUUCAUGUGGACCAGCACAAGGCACGUGGAGGGAAGUCCACAGACCCGGUCCAGGUCUGAUUUGAAAUUGGCAUACAGAAGCUAUUUAAAUUCUGUGUUUGGUGGAGUGCUUGGUGCCAGAAAAUUCAACUAGAGUAAACAAGACGUAAUCUCUGUCUGACUGUCUGACUCUCUCGCUCUUCUUCCCUCUCUGUCCGUCACUUUCUUUUUCUCUCUUUUCCUUUAUUUUUCCUCCUGACACCAACCUUGUUCUUCACUAACUCUCUCACACAACCCAUCAUUGAUUUCUGAAACCCAGGAACGGGCGCUGAACACCAACACUCCAGUUUAAUACACAGCUUGUUAAACUAUAAUAAUACACUGUACUCCCAUAAUAUGGACAGCCAGAGCCCAAAUCUUUAGUCUCCUCUUUCUAACAACAACCACAGCGAGCAAGAUUACUGAUGUGAGGAUCCCUGGACGUGAGGAAGAGAAUCUGUACAUAAUAGGUCUAUUAGCCAUAUCAUGUCAUCCAAUCUGUUGACUUUUUUGCCAUGUCUGACAGAGGAAAAUGACUGUUGAACUGUAAAUAGUGUAGCUAUAGUAAUAAAUUAGGAUUCAAUCGCUGCUUCUUGUUCUCCAGGGAUCGCUCACAUCCUCUCAGUCCCACGGCUGCUUGGUCUCAUGGCGAAGGACGAAGUUAAUGAUGUAACUGUAUGUAAAAUUGUUUUUAUUUUGAACAUAUAUGUUUUAUAUACCGUCUGUCUUGUAAAUUAACUUCUUUUUUGUUAUAAAAGCAUGAUGUGAUUCUGUCA